Messenger RNA from Anolis sagrei ordinatus, 889 nucleotides. RefSeq lists its product as uncharacterized. Lineage: Eukaryota; Metazoa; Chordata; Lepidosauria; Squamata; Anolidae. The record is from RefSeq and is a predicted model, not a curated record.
AUGCCCAAGCGGGAGAAGGCGGCUCCACGAAGCAAGGCGCAGAGAAGCGCCCGCUUACCUGCCAGGGUCUUGUGCGCCGUGUUGCCCAUCCCUCCGUCCUCCUCCUGUUGCUGCUCCCGCUGCUGCUCGUCCUCCUCCUCCUCCUCCGCCGCCGCCGCUCACGGGAUCCGGGCCAUGGACGGGGGCAGGCGGGCAGGGGCGGGGCGGGGCGGGGGCCCGGCGCGUGCGCCUCCCUCUCCGCUGCCUCGGCUCUCGUCCCCCUCCUCCUUCUCCUCACGGACACCCCCCUCCUCGCGGAGCGCAGCCCGGACCAGCACUGAAGCAGCCCCGGCAACAGGAGGCGAGGGAGGACGGGGAGGAGCCUCCGCCACGAGCUGCCCUCCCCAAGGGCCCAGCCCGCCUCUUUCCCGCCCAGCCGGGGAGGAGCCCCGACACCAAGCAUUGUUUGAAAGUUGGCAACCGCCUGCCUCUGCCCUGCUGCCUGCCUGCCUGCCUACGGGCUCCAUUGCUUUGCUUCCUUGCACUGAAUAUGAAACUGACUUUGGGAGCCUUCCAAGAUUUACAAAACGAAAACAAAAAAGUAUGGGGUAAGUUUCGAUUCUUAAAUUUUUGGUGCGGGCCACAUCCAUAUAUCAGAUAUUGUCUCAUAAGUACGAAUUUAAUGAAUUUGACUCCAAUUACAAGGACUAACAAAAAAUGCACACCUCUAAUUGUCAUUAGAAAAAAUUAAUUAAAAUUGAAAGUAAUUGUAAGGGGGCAAACAACUUGUAUAGUUUAAGGAGAAAGAAAAAUAAAAAUGAGUAUUAUCUGGUGCUGCAAAUACCCAAAAACAGUCAACAAGGCUGACUUGUCUGAUGUUUAAGGGAUCAAUGCUAGGUCAGCGGACAAC